This is a messenger RNA of Labrus mixtus (cuckoo wrasse), 3495 nucleotides long. It is a transcript of the gene sack1b, whose product is annotated as family with sequence similarity 83 member B. The transcript has 5 exons. Bases 209 to 2974 code for a protein of 921 amino acids. The record is from RefSeq and is a predicted model, not a curated record. Lineage: Eukaryota; Metazoa; Chordata; Actinopteri; Labriformes; Labridae. Gene Ontology annotation, cellular component: cytoplasm; membrane. Gene Ontology annotation, biological process: epidermal growth factor receptor signaling pathway.
AAACUGGAAUCCACACCCUCUAUCUGCAGACUGCUUGUCGUGUCGAGACACCUCCUUGUCUUUGUUCCUCCAGCUGCGAGACAGAAGCUCCUCUAAAUAUUGACCAUAAGCUGAACACAUACACACCUGACAGAGAUACUCUGGGAGCAGUCGAGAGGAUUUUCACUAAAUUCACAAUCUAAAUGUCCCACUGAUACGAUCGGGAGAGAUGGGGUCUCCAGAGUUUUCCCUCUUAUCGUCCUUGAGAGGGGAAUUUAAAUCAGAGGAAUACAUCCAACCCCACUACAAGGAGACCUAUCGGCUGGCGAUCGAUCGCCUGGUGAGCGGCGGCAGAGACAAUUACCAGGAAUUCCUCAAGGGGGAACGUAUCGGAGGCUUCCUCUCCGACGAUGAGAUUCUCUUCAUUACUGAAAACGCGGAACAACUUCCCCCGCAAAACCAUGAAGACGAAAUAAAAGGUUCACCGGACACCCAAUCGUCCUCGGGGACGUACUGGCCCGUCCACUCGGAUGUGGAAACACCAGAUUUGGACUUGGGUUGGCCGGAGGUCAUGCAUGAGCUUAUACAAACUAAUAUAGACCUGCUGUUUCAUCCGGCGAGACAAAACAGCCCCACCAUCAAAGAGGUGAUCCGAAAGAAGAUUCAGGAAGCGAGACAGGUCAUUGCCAUUGUGAUGGACAUGUUCACUGAUGUCGAUUUAUUCAAAGAAGCUGUGGAUGCAUCUUUACGAGGAAUCCCGGUCUAUAUCCUUUUGGAUGAUUUCCAUCUGAAAAGUUUCCUCGCUAUGGCUGAAAAUCAAGACGUAAAGAUUCAACAGCUCAGAAACAUGAGGGUGCGCACCGUGAAGGGUCAGGAUUACCUCUGUCAAUCAGGAGCUAAAUUUCAUGGGGCAAUGGAGCAGAGGUUUCUUUUAGUCGACUGCCAAACAGCCGUUUAUGGAUCAUACAGCUUCUCCUGGUCAUUUGAGAAGAUCAAUCUGAGCAUGGUGCAGGUCAUCACAGGACACCUGGUAAAGUCCUACGACGAGGAGUUUCGAACUCUCUACGCCCGCUCCAAGGUUCCGGCUGAACUUUGCCCCCCAGAGGGAUCGUUCCAACGCAAUGGAUCACUUGGGCGGCAGAAUUUGCCAAAAUCUCAUUCUGCCCAAAAAAUUGACCGCAGGGACCAGUUGAGGCAUACGUUAGACACAGUGUAUAGGAAGACCUGUGAGAGGAAGCUGGGCACCAGAGACUUUGAAGACAGGCUCUUUGAAGAGGACACCAACAAGCUCGGGCCUUUGGGCGAAAACGGGAUCAGUGGUCCAAACCAGAUGCCCCCAUAUCAGUCAACAGAGGCCAUGGACUUCUUGAAAAGGCACAGCUAUGCCGGUGAGAGGCAAGGUGGCUAUGUUCCAGAGAACAUCAGACCCAGAGCGAGCAACUGGAAUAUCUCCAGAGAAGCAGGAAAUGGAAUCAACAACUACCACAUGGACAAUUAUUUGCCACAGAUGUACAGAGGUCAAAACAUUCGUCAGUCCUACAAUGGCAACGACAAACAAGUUGUGUCCAUUCAGCAGAACAUGCCAUCACUGGAGAAUACGUCAAAAUCGUUCAUGCGCACUUUGAGGAUCGAGUCUUACCUCAAAAACCCAGACGUCCCAUAUGGAGACUCUUUGGACCAGUCUGAAUCAAUGGACAAAGCUAACUCCUUCAUGCAGGGAAGAAUGAGGACUUCCCUUGCUUUCAAGUCCACAAUACCAGAGCAAAUGGAGCCAAACCGACACAUUAACAACUCCUCCAAUUAUGUCAACUCCUCAACAGCACAACACACUCCUUUGCACUACUCGUCGAUGCAGUGGAAUCCAACAUCAGCCACUGAAAACAGAAUGAAUCAGGACGAGUUCAUGUUGAAGAGGCAAAGUUCACAGGUUUUGGAAGACCAUCGGAAUAACCCGACCUAUGGUCAAGGUAGAAACACUACGUACCAGUCUGUAUACUCUAGUCUCAGUAGAGCUAAAGGUGGACACAUGAUCACAAACCCUGAUAUUGGGACAGACAGCUGGAACAAGAGGCACAGCGUGGCAGAUCCAAGAUCAAACACUGAUUACAAACAUGAGCCUUCAGCCAACAUGUAUGGUGCUUAUACAAGGAUGCAAGCAAACAGAAGCACAACAGGGAUCAAUGCACAGAAUGGUGGAUACGUGUCGAAUCUUAACGAGGAUCAAAGAUCUGUGUCUCACUAUGAUGUCAAGAGUAUCACAAGUACGAAGAGCCCCAGUAUUCCCAAUUGGGAGCCACCAUUAAGGACUGUGUCUGCAGCGGCUCUGGACCUGAAUAGAAAAGAGUUGUCAGACAAAUCCCACAGCAUGGUCUCUCACCUUUAUCUGAAGAAGAGCACCAAGACAAUAAAGUCAUUAUUACACAUACCAGAGAAAAAAGAGAGUUCAAUGAGUAACUUCGACACACAGAGUUGGAAGUCAGGUACAAGUACAGACACCAUAACAGCCGAGGAUGAUGAGAAGAUGUCAGGUGAAGGAAGACAACGUUACCAAAGCACAAGCAACUCUGUCAGGUCCGCUCCGGGACAAAGGAGAUACCCGCUAGAGGACGACCAUCUAAAACCUUCACAGCCUCGAUUCGGAACUGAGGAGCAACGAAAUCCACCACAGAAUCCAGUCCCCAAAACCAGUACUACUGCCGGUCUUGCAAAUAGCUCAAGGACAGACCCUGACUCAGAAAGCUGGAGCAAAGAUCGCAGCAGUGCCGGGACUCGCCCGUACAGCAGAUUUGAGCCUUUCUGCGCGUUGGAAAAGAAACACCCUCUACGCUUUGCACACAGCUUCGGAAGCACACACAUUCAGGAUAAAACCAAAGGCCCUCCAAAAGUAGAGUUUGUUACAGAUCACAGCGUCGGCCGGGCUUCACGAGGGCACCAUGAAAAUAAGCUGGAGAAAUUCAUCCAACGAGUAGGAAACCUCAUACACAAGAACAAGUAGUGACAACAGCUCUUGCACAAGUCUUACUCCACAGAGGUUACUUGAUGGAUACUCAGGAUCCUGGUUGCUAACCAUUUGACUUUUUAUGUCUAUUUUAUGUUUAUUUGAUUUUCUAGUCUACAUAUAGACGGAAUAAUCAUUUUUGUGUAGCAGGUUUUUAUUCUGUGUUGACUAUGGAACUGUUUACAUUUCGACCUUUGCUCUUUCUUUUGUACAGAUGCACUAUUGAACAAGAUUGCACAAAGAAUAUUUUAUGUUAAAACGUGCAGCAGGACUUCAGAUACUAGAGUCUGUAUUCACCUGUAGGUGUCUGCAUAACACAGGGAUUACCAUACCAAAGGGUCACUCUGCAAUGCUGUUUGACAGUCAAGGUGAAGGUGUUGCAAGCUAACCACUUAUCCAUGUGAUGAAAACAAACCAACAUGCCACUGCAUUCUUCAUGUCCAUGUUUUACUCAGAGGUGUUGUAAGUGCUAUGGGGGGUUGCAAUAAUUUUGAGUAGUAAAAUAAAAUAAUUUUUUU